Pieris macdunnoughi is the source of this 276-nucleotide messenger RNA. The record is from the annotation of a GenBank genome assembly. Lineage: Eukaryota; Metazoa; Arthropoda; Insecta; Lepidoptera; Pieridae.
AUGGCGUCCCGAACUACCGACACAGAAGAGACCAAGUUCCCACCUCCAACCAUCUCCAGCAUUACCGAAUCACUUUCCUUUCUCGGCCUCAGCCCGGAGACGCUGGCGAUGAGUCUUGGUGAAUCCCUCGCUGAACGAUACCUCGCUACUCUGAGACCGAAGCCCAUAGAACGGCCGGCACUCAGCUGUGUACCGCGGCGUCUUCCGACCAACGAAGCUUCGAACAUGCAGCUGUUCUCCAAUGACUUCAUUAACUAUCUCAACCAAAUCGCUUAA